Messenger RNA from Stegodyphus dumicola, 1206 nucleotides. RefSeq names its product ENAH actin regulator enabled (gene ena). The record is from RefSeq and is a predicted model, not a curated record. Lineage: Eukaryota; Metazoa; Arthropoda; Arachnida; Araneae; Eresidae. Gene Ontology annotation, molecular function: SH3 domain binding.
GUGAAAGUGAACCAGAUCUACGCGUGAAGCCUCUCAAAUUCUGAAAGAUUGUUGUGGAUGUUGCAACAUGUUUUGCUGUGUGCCCGUGUUGACAGGUAGCUGCGUCACGAGUCGAUCUACUGCGCAUGGCAGUGAACGGUCCAUUGCAUCUGCUCGGGCAUCUGUGAUGGUAUAUGAUGAUAUUAACAAGAAAUGGGUGCCCAGUGGGUCUUCGAGUGGUUUGUCAAAAGUUCAUAUUUAUGAAAAUCAGUCAAAUAAUACAUUUCGAGUUGUAGGACGGAAGCUGCAAGAUCAUGAAGUUGUAAUAAAUGCUUCCAUACUUAAAGGAUUAAAAUAUAACCAAGCCACACCAACAUUUCACCAGUGGCGGGAUAACAAACAAGUCUAUGGCCUUAACUUUAGCAGUCGUGAUGAUGCUGAAGCAUUUGCAAUGGCCAUGGUCAGAACUUUGGAAACUAUCAACCAAAACAGUUCUUCUCAAAGGCCUCCACCGCCUCCCCCCAUGAAUUCACAACCAGUAUAUCAAAGUAUAUCUGGGGACAUUGAAUGCAACAGUAUAGAGCAACAAAAAUGGGUUGAAAAUGAUGCAAGUAAAAUGGCUCAUCAAGUGCAAUAUGCAAGUAGCACAGUUAAUAGUCCGCAGAUGAAUUCUGGAUCACCUAGCAAUACAUUACACAGAUCAGCAGCUCCAUCUCAGCCAUCAGUACCUCCUGCUCCACCUCAGCCAUCAGCAUCUCCUGCUCAAUCCAAUGCUGCUCCACCACCUCCACCUCCUCCUCCACCACCACCACCUCCUUAUGCAUCGCCUUCUUAUGCACCACCAAUGUCUAAUUCUGGACCUCCUCCACCACCUGCACCUCCUAUCUCAGCAGGUUUCUCUGGACCUCCCUGUCCUCCUCCACCACCAGGAUCUACAACACAGCGUCCUAACACUGCUAACAUGUCUUUAGCAUCAGCUCUAGCUAAUGCAAAAUUAAAAAAGACUCAGAAGACAGAAGUAAAUAAUGAAUCAAAUAAAACUCCUGGUCCUACAUCUAACAGUAUGGCAAGCAUGAUGGAUGAGAUGGCAAAAACCCUUGCUAGAAGGCGAGCUCAAGCAGAAAGCUUUCAAAACAUGGAUUCAGAUAACUCGGAUAAGAAAUGGGAAAAAAAUUCAUCUAAUGGUAGUACUGGUGGUGGAUUAGAGUCACCAAAGAGUAAUCGGAG